Molecule: messenger RNA, 2236 nt
Organism: Lagopus leucura (white-tailed ptarmigan)
Lineage: Eukaryota; Metazoa; Chordata; Aves; Galliformes; Phasianidae
Gene: TMEM130
Product: transmembrane protein 130
Exons: 8
Coding region: 611-1885 (424 amino acids)
Source: RefSeq, a predicted model, not a curated record
CAGAGCACUGGAACAGGCUGCCCAGAGAGGCUGUGGAGUCUCCUUAUAGAUUAUAAAGAAGAAACAGCUGUACUGAUGUUUUACUUUCAGUUAGGAGGAGGUUGAGCUGUUCAGUAUAGCUGACAGGAGAAGCAAUUGGAUGAAAUCUUACCUGGCUUUGGAAGUCCAUAUUUUUUUUAGGAUAAUGGUUUGCCCAGUGAGAGAUUUCUUGAGGCCAGCCUGGUAACUUCUGUUUUCUGUAGCUGCAAAGGAUUGUUCUGAAUCCUCAUCUUUGGCUUCUUCACUCUGCUCCUCACUAGCACUGCAGAAAUCAAAAAGAUGUGGAGGGGAUAUUAUUGAAAAGUUUUGCUUUCUCCUUCACUUGAAUUUCAGCUUCUUGAGUCAGGGUGAGUUGUGCUUAAUUAUAAAUUAAUUGGAACAACCAAAAUUAGAGCUGAACAUGGCCUUCUUCCAGUAGCUGGAAGCUCAAUGACAGCUUUGUUAGAUCAUUAGUGACACUGGGCCUAUAGCUAUAGCCUAACUGUACCUCUAAAAACUCCUCAAAGUUUUUGGGAUGUUCUAAUCAGAGACUCCUUCCUACUGUUGACACUUCUAGGACCCCUUCUAACGGAUGUGUCAUGUUGGAAUGCAUAUAUGCACACAACAGUUCCUGUUCCAGAUUUUUAAAUGGCAAAAAGAGCAGUAUGGUCUGGAAAUCACCAACAAUGGUCCCAUCACAACAGGAGCUCAAGCUACUCUUCACGCCAUUCUGAGGACGAAGAACGACAGCACUGUAUCAAACUUGUAUCACUUUAACUGGAUUUAUGCUCCUCUGAUCCUGAUAGAGAAAUCCGAGCAGCGGUUGCACUCCGUAAUUAACGUGACUGGUGAAUUUCCUGGGGCUUUUCCUGUAUCUGUCUGGGUGACUCACAGAAACUGCUGGUUAUGUCGGCCAGUUGCUAGGAACGUCACCAUGCUUCAGAUCACAGAAUUUGUCACGGGGAAUCUUACCAUUGCCCAGAUAGAAGACAGCAGAUUUAUCAAGCAUGGUUCCAGCUCUUCUAUGGGUGCUGUGACACGGAUUUCUUUCUGUCUUCAUGAUCCAAGUGAUUACUUCAAGUCAGCUUCAUUUGUCUACAACUGGGACUUUGGAGAUGGAGUUUAUCAGAUUACCAAGGAGCCCUUUGUCUACUGCAACUGCUCCACCACGGGGAAUCGCACAGUGCAUCUCAAAGUCGUAGCAGAGUGGGAGCAAAUUGGAAGCAUCAUACAUGAAACAGAAACUGUGCAGAAAACUGGUGAUUUUACCACUGCUUUGGAGCUGCUAGAUGCUGUUAAAAGCAUUCACGUAGUGGGCUCCAGAGAGACUCACGUCAUGGAGAACUUGAGUUUAUCUCUUCACAUCAAUGGCACCCCCCCGCUGGCAUUAUGCUGGCUUAUCAAGUCCGAGUGCAUUCCAUUAGAAGGCGAGAAGUGCCAUCUGGUGGUGAUCGCCGGCUCCUGCUACAACCUCAGCCAUACCUUCAGCGACGCCGGGCAGUACUGCCUCAGCGUCCGGGUGCAGAGCGGCGUGACGAUGCUGCAGACCUACCAUGAAAUAAAAGUGCGGCCAGCAGGAAUCCAGCCAGCCUUCUUUGUCCUGCUGUGCCUCGCCCUGGUUUCAGUGAUGGUAGGACUGGUGCUGUACACGACCUUUCGAAGUAACACACAACAGAAAGACCUUGUGGAGGUAGCUGACUUUGACUUUUCUCCGCUGUCCGAUAAAAGCCUGUCUUCUCAUUCACAGUCAGGCUGUGGCCAAGUAUGUUGCAGAUCAUGUUUUCUUCAGUCAUCUCAAGAAGCUGACAGGGAGAGUCAUGAAUUUCUACUUUCUUUCUACAAGCCAGUCAAAAUGUACACGGUGUGAAGAACACAACUGCACUUUGGUUACACUGACUCCAAGUUUAACUUUCUCACGUGUGAUGAGUUACAAGCCCAGUGCUGCAUGAAUGGUUUCUUUUUGCCAAUGCUAUGAGGUAAACCACUUCACCAAGUCCAGCACUUGAGUGUUUCAUUAUAUAAUCCAAAAAAGAAGGAGCCUGAAACACAACAGAAGUAAUUUUGUAUUUUAAAAUUAUACGGAUGUAUACAUUUACAGCUGUGAAAGCAGCAUUUUAUUCUUAUGAAAGAUUAUUUUAUGCGCAGGUUUGCUCAACUCACUACCUCUUGUAAUUUCUCUGUUCCUUCUGCUGUAUGUUUCAAAAAAGAAAAUGCUUAA